AUGGACAACGAAGUCAUGGAAUGCCCCUUUUGCGGCUGGAAAGCGCAGGCUGGAGAGUACGAAAUGAUGCUCCACAUAGAGACAUUGCACUCUGAGGGGCCGUCGCCUUUUGUCGUGGAAGAGGACAGCGCAUAUAAGAGCGGUGGUCCUGGGAACGAUCACGAUCCUCAAUACGUCGAGUGUCCAUCCGAGGGCUGCGGCGAGCUUCUUCUCCUAGAGGAGCUUGAUUACCACCUUGAGCUUCACGCCGAGGAGUCCGGUGACCAUCUGCGACGGCCCUCUGUACCGCAUUCUGAGCGAGAUACACAGCCCGCGACAGGCCCUUCGGCCACGACGAGGAGCCACCCAGAGGCAGAGAAAUCUCGCCGGUCUGAACACGCUCCUGAGCCCGUCAGCCGCCAGGCCAAGGCUAUAUCAGUCUGGAAGCGGCUGCUGAGGAUGCCUGGCUCAUCAUCUGCCGAUAGACAUCAACCUAGGAAGCAUCGCCAUGAUGAAACGCAUACGACUGUGGCAGAAUUCACUCGCGGGAAGAGGCUUGGGAAAACUCACCUUGGAAAAUACGCGCACGAGGAGCGCAUGCCCGACUGGCUAGUGACGUUGCUGAGGAAGGAGGGCCAAGUCGUGACCCACGUAGUAGAAAUCAUUCCAGUUAUUGCCCGGCUGUUAGAGCAAUCUCCAUCAACAGAGUACGCUUACAUCUGUCAUCCAUGUGUGUGGCAUGUGUCGAAGCUUAAACGGGAGGGGGGCUUCUGUGGCUACCGGAACAUACAAAUGGUGUGUUCGUACAUCUUGAUGCUCAAGGUCAGGGGAUAUGAACACUUGGGCACCAACAUACCGUCCAUCUUUCAGAUCCAAGAGUAUAUCGAGACCGCCUGGGACCGGGGGAUCCAUGCCAACGGCCGGCUUGAGACGGGAGGGAUCAGGGGCACCAGGAAAUACAUUGGUACACCAGAGGUGCGUAGUUGUCGAUGUGACGCUAAAGCAAUCAAGCACGAUAAUCCCGCCGAAUCCGAAGCUGACCUCAUGCAAUACGUUGAGACCUACUUCCAGGGUGGUGUCCAGGAGCCUUCCCAACGCAUCCGCAGGACCCAACUGGGGCCGAUAUACUUCCAACAUGCCGGUCACUCCUUGACAAUCAUUGGCUUUGAAAAGCUAAAGAACGGCGACAGAAACCUGCUCGUAUUUGAUCCUUCUUUCCGCGACUCCUCUGAUAUUUUAAGUCUCUCCACAUGGCCCGACUUUGUUCACCCCAAGCCAGAUCUUGCACUGAAGCCGUACCGGCGAGGGAGUAGAUAUCUUAGGAUGUACCACCAGUUUGAGUUGUUGACGUUAGUCGCCAUGGACUCCCCGCGUGGGGACUUAUCUCUCCCUGAAUCUUGA
This is a messenger RNA of Canariomyces notabilis, 1380 nucleotides long. RefSeq names its product DUF1671-domain-containing protein. The transcript is spliced from 6 exons. The record is from RefSeq and is a predicted model, not a curated record. NCBI's taxonomy places the organism in Eukaryota, Fungi, Ascomycota, Sordariomycetes, Sordariales, Chaetomiaceae. Bases 1 to 1380 code for a protein of 459 amino acids.